Molecule: messenger RNA, 1913 nt
Organism: Sesamum indicum (sesame)
Lineage: Eukaryota; Viridiplantae; Streptophyta; Magnoliopsida; Lamiales; Pedaliaceae
Product: 2-methylpropanoate--CoA ligase CCL4-like
Source: RefSeq, a predicted model, not a curated record
AUUUAAUAUAUAGAGGUCGCGCGUGUAAAAUUGAUUGGCAUUCGCCUGGGAGGUUUACACGAAACACUAAUAGCGUGCUUAGUUCUGGAGUCCGAUAGCAUAACGACGUGUUUGAAAGAAUAUUCAAACUCUUAUCACAUUAAGUUAUCUACACACACCCAUUACCAGCCAACUCUGCGACCUCAUCCCCAUCUCCCAUGGAUCAACUGAAGCCAAGUCCUCCCAAUUCCAGCCCGUUGACGCCCCUCGGUUUCCUGGAGAGAGCUGCCACUGUGUACGCCGACUGCCCUUCCAUCAUUUACAAGUCCACCACCUAUACAUGGGCCGAAACCUAUCUCAGGUGCUUGAAAAUGGCGUCUUCCAUUUCAUCUUUGGGCAUCAGACGGGGCGAUGUUGUUUCUGUGGUUGCCCCCAACAUUCCCGCCAUGUACGAACUCCAUUUCGCCAUCCCCAUGGCCGGCGCCGUGCUCAACACAGUCAACCUCCGCCUCGAUUCCCGCACGAUCUCCGUCAUCCUUCGCCAUGCCCAGUCGAAGCUAGUUUUCGUCGAUUAUCAGUCGGAAUCUGUUAUACUUGAAGCUCUAUCUUUGUUCCCAGCUAAUUCUGAGAGGCCUUUGAUUAUCCUUAUAGUAGAUGAUGGUGAAUCGGGAAUCCCGUCAUCGAAAAGCGAUAUGUACGGGAACUACGAGGAGAUGAUUUUAAAUGGCGAUGCGAAUUUCGAUUGGGUUCGGCCCGAGAGUGAAUUUGAACCUUUGACUUUGAAUUACACCUCCGGCACCACCUCGUCCCCGAAAGGGGUCGUUCAUAGCCACCGUGGAACUUUCAUCGUUACCUUGGAUUCGUUGAUCGAAUGGUCAGUCCCAAAAGAGCCCGUUUACUUGUGGACUCUGCCGAUGUUCCACGCCAACGGGUGGAGCUACACCUGGGGAAUGGCGGCCGCCCCCGCCGCAAUCUACGCCGCCAUACGGGAAUACAAAGUGACCCACAUGUGCGGAGCGCCGGUGGUGCUCAACAUGCUGACGAAUGUCCCCGAUGGAAAGCCCCUGGAAAGGCCGGUCUACAUUAUGACAGCAGGAGCGCCGCCGCCCGCGGCGGUGCUGUUGCGAACCGAGUCGCUCGGGUUCGUCGUCAGUCACGGAUACGGGCUGACAGAGACGGGAGGGCUGGUGGUUUGCUGCACAUGGAAGAAGAAAUGGAACAAAUUUCCGGCGGCAGAGAAGGCCAGAAUAAAAGCACGACAGGGAGUCAGAACUCCAGGAAUGGCGGAAGUUGAUGUGAUCGAUCCCCAAUCAGGGAAGAGUGUGAAACGAGAUGGAAAAACUUUAGGUGAAAUUGUACUGAGAGGAAGCUGUGUAAUGCUUGGAUACCUUAAAGACCCGGAGGCCACAGCGAAAGCCAUGAAAAACGGCUGGUUUUACACCGGCGACGUCGGGGUGAUGCAACCCGACGGGUACCUGGAAAUCAAGGACCGAUCCAAGGACGUCAUCAUCAGCGGUGGGGAGAACCUGAGCAGCGUGGAGGUAGAAUCGAUUCUGUACACCCACCCGGCUGUGAACGAGGCGGCGGUGGUAGCGCGGCCAGACGAAUUCUGGGGCGAAACCCCGUGUGCCUUCCUGAGCUUGAAAGAAGGGGUGAAGGAGAAGCCAACGGAGAAGGAGGUGGUGGCGUUUUGCCGGUCAAAACUGCCGCACUACAUGGUGCCGAAGACGGUGGUGAUCAAGGAGGAGCUGCCGAAAACUUCCACCGGAAAAAUACAGAAGUUUGUACUUAGAGAGAUGGCCAAAGCAAUGGGAUCCACCAGAACGAGUCGGAUGUAGUGAGUCAGCUCACCUCUGUGUGUCUGUAUUCUUGUGUUAUUAAUAAUCGACACCUAAAAUCAAAUACAUGAUUUUUACGUUUUCUUUUUUUUUUUU